This is a messenger RNA of Beta vulgaris subsp. vulgaris (sugar beet), 1921 nucleotides long. Its product is annotated as F-box/kelch-repeat protein At1g51550. Bases 79 to 1521 code for a protein of 480 amino acids. Lineage: Eukaryota; Viridiplantae; Streptophyta; Magnoliopsida; Caryophyllales; Amaranthaceae. The transcript has 2 exons. Gene Ontology annotation, molecular function: protein binding. The record is from RefSeq and is a predicted model, not a curated record.
AGGAAUGCGGUCCGUGGCGAAGGUGUGAAAGACGCCAAAGAACUGAAAAAAACCAAACCCAGGAAUGCGAAAUGAGAAAUGAUGGCUCCUCCUACUCUAGCUGACCUCAACUUUUGGAGAGAGAAAAUGGCUCUCAAUCAUUCACUAGAAAGAAAAAAAUUUGCCUUUUUCCAUCAUUCAUUCAUGGAAGAAUCUGGCAACAACGAAACCCCAAUUUGCAACUUAAUCCAAGACCAUCUCUUCUCAAUCCUCCUCCUUUUACCCAUAAAUUCAAUCCUUUCUUUUGCUCUUACUUGCAAGAAAUUCAAUUCUUUAGCUUCAUCUGACACUUUAUGGGAGUCUAUUUGUAGAAGAGAAUGGGGACCCACUUGUGUUGAUGCCCUUAAAUCUUCAUACUUUAAUGGUGGAAAUUAUAUGCCAUGGAUGAAGUUAUACCAUCAGGUAACUCAGUUGGGCUCUGUUUCAUGCCUUAAAUUGAUUGACCCACUUUCUCAUAAUAUGCUUCCUUGCCCUAGAGCUUCUCACUCUCUCAAUUUUGUCUCAAAUUGCUUGGUUUUAUUUGGUGGAGGAUGCGAAGGAGGGCGUCAUCUCGAUGAUACAUGGGUUGCGCUCCUUGGUUAUGAUUUCAAAACCAUAUUAAAAUGGCAAAAAGUGACAUCAGGGCUUCCUAGUGGACGUUUUGUGCAUACUUGUGUUGUAACGGGUGAUUUUCUCAUACUAUUUGGAGGAAUCAAUGAUCAUGGCAUCCGUCAAAAUGAUACCUGGAUUGGAAGAAUUGUGCACAGUGAGACAUUUGGUAUCACAUUGUUUUGGAGGCUACUUGAUGUGGGCUCAGUGGCACCACCACCACGCGGGGCCCAUGCUGGAUGCUCUAUGGAGAACAGAAGAAUGCUUAUUCAUGGAGGGAUUGGCCCAGAUGGUGUUAGAUUAGGAGACUUGUGGAUCUUGGAAAUAUCGGAGAACUUUUGUCAUGGAACUUGGUAUGAAAUUGUUACCCACCCAGCACCACCGCCGCGUUCUGGCCAUACUUUGACUUGUAUAGACGGUACAAGAACACUGCUUUUUGGUGGAAGGGGAUUGGGUUAUGAUGUCCUUGAUGAUGUCUGGGUUUUUGAUGCCACAGAGGGUCAUUCCCAGUGGGUACGGGUUCAAGUUGACUUAUCAAGCACUCCUUGGGGAAACAAUCUUCCAAGAGUUGGUCAUUCAGCUACCCUGAUUCUGGGAGGGAAAGUUCUUAUAUAUGGGGGUGAAAACUCCCAAAGGCAAAGAAAAAAUGACUUUUGGUUGUUUGAUGUGAACUCCAUAAAAAAGCACCCUUUUUCUACAAGGAUGUGGAGACGGCUAAAAUCAUGUGGCUAUAAACCCAAAGGUCGUUCCUUUCAUGCAGCAUGCUCAGACCAUUCAGGCCGUCUAGUGUAUACAUUUGGUGGAAUGGCGGAUGAAUCACUUCAACCAGCAGAAUCAUCUGGUCUUCAAUUUGACGCUGACGUCUUUGCUGUGGAACUUCUCCUUGAUCCUUAGCUAAUCUUUAACAAGUAAAAUUAGUCUCUCCUCACAUGGCAUGUUCUUUGGUGAGUUAUGUACAUAAAAAAAAUGCAAUAUGCGAUUAGAUGUAGCAAGCUAGUAGAGUAGACUUUGGUACAGGAUAACUCAUAAGUGGGUUUCCAGUUGUAGAGCGUAGUUUCUAUAGGUGUUUCAGUUUUGCUUGUAAAAUAGAUCAUAGAUGAGGUUUGUAUGAUUUUCACCUUGGACCUUUAAGUCACAAGGUGGGUAUUUUACCAUCUCCAAAUUCUUGGGGUGGGAUCCCUUUCGUCUUCCGUGCCACUCUAAGGGCUUGACCCGCUAUUUUAGACUAAGGAUUUUGUGAAGUUUCAAGUUCAGUUGGGUGACCUUAUCAAAGAAUAAGAUUGUGCUAUUCUUA